This is a messenger RNA of Bactrocera tryoni, 516 nucleotides long. RefSeq lists its product as uncharacterized. The coding region runs from base 1 to 516 and encodes 171 amino acids. The record is from RefSeq and is a predicted model, not a curated record. Lineage: Eukaryota; Metazoa; Arthropoda; Insecta; Diptera; Tephritidae. The transcript is spliced from 4 exons.
AUGAAAAUGCGUUAUUUUGUUCUAGUCGCCUUGGUGUCCAUAUGUCCUGCGAAAGUGCAUUUAAUCAUACGUUUCACCAAACUAUUAUGUAACAGUACACAUCCUAUGACAGUAUAUGAGAAAUGCCAUAUUGAACGAGUGCAUAACAUUACAACAAUAACAAUACGACAAAAGCUACUGCAGCCCAUCUACAGAGUACAAGCAAACAUUUCAAUAAUACAUCUCUCGAAGAGUCUUAAUCGCGUUUUGUAUACUUUCAAUAAUGUAGAUGCCUGCGCUUUUAUAUUGAGACGUCGUAAUCCAGUGCUGAGAUUACUCUUUGCGCAUUUUCAAAAAUUCAGCAAUAUCAAUCACAGUUGCCCAUUCAAGGACCAUUUAAUAGUCGAUCGUUUCGCUAUAAGUGAUAUUCAGGUGGCGCGCUUACCAAUUCUAGCGGGAGAAUAUGCCUUGCUGACGGCUUGGAAAUUGAACGGUGUCCAUGCUGCUUAUACCAAUGUAUUUGUGAUUUAUAGCUAA